AUGUUUCCCCAAACCAAACCCGUUCUUGUGGCGCUUCUCUUGGCCUACCGGGCCCUGGCUGCGCCUACCAGCCAUGAUCAGCAAGACCAAGUUCAAUCAGUCAUCAACGCACUCAAGGUCCAGAUCAAGGAGUUGAACCCCUCAUGGAACCCUUCGAUCAUCGACUAUGUCGAGUCAGCCCUCAAAGCGAAUGGAGUCUUGGAGGCCGAACACAUCACGGCCCUCAACCAGAAGAUUGAGGCGAUGACCGCUGCCAAGGGCCUCGACACUGAUGGAAUUGCCGCCACGACCAUCGAGUAUCUCACUAGCAAGGGCGCUUUUGUGGAGCCUGAGGAGCAGGUCGUCGAGAACAAGGUCCUGUACCUCACGACCGACAUGAUCAAUCAGGUUCUGGAGCAGGGAGGCGACGCAGUGAAGCGGGAUUGCCCACACCCAGGAAGACUUUGUGGAGGAUGCGUGAUUCUGUAG
Molecule: messenger RNA, 468 nt
Organism: Diaporthe citri
Lineage: Eukaryota; Fungi; Ascomycota; Sordariomycetes; Diaporthales; Diaporthaceae
Exons: 2
Coding region: 1-468 (155 amino acids)
Source: RefSeq, a predicted model, not a curated record